AUGUCGGAUCCGCUCCUUUUCGAAGAUACCUUCACGAUCACUGCGAUCAAUUCGCAGAAAUAUGAUCGCGUUUCUCGUCUGACCUGCACCUCUUCCGAUUCCAUGACCACAUUUACUCUCGAUAUCAAUAGUGAGCUGUACCCCUGCGCGGUUGGCGAGUCGGUUUCUAUGGCACUUGCUUCGACACUUUCUCUGGACGGCAAGGAGGCUACAGGGGCGAAGGCCAGCUGGAGAGAAGUAGGAGCCGGUGAGCAGACUUUGGCGAAUGACUAUGACUAUGUCUGCCACGGCAAGGUUUAUCGGUUCGAGGAGGCAGCGACCCAGGGCAACAUGGCUGUUUUUGUCUCCUUUGGCGGACUGUUGCUUUACCUCGAAGGGCCCUACAAGAAGCUGGCUCCUCUCCGCAUUGAUUACGUGUAUCUGCUCCUCAAGAAAUAA
Aspergillus fischeri NRRL 181 is the source of this 438-nucleotide messenger RNA. RefSeq names its product DNA-directed RNA polymerase core subunit RPB8. Gene Ontology annotation, molecular function: DNA-directed RNA polymerase activity. Lineage: Eukaryota; Fungi; Ascomycota; Eurotiomycetes; Eurotiales; Aspergillaceae. The coding region runs from base 1 to 438 and encodes 145 amino acids. Gene Ontology annotation, cellular component: RNA polymerase III complex; RNA polymerase I complex; RNA polymerase II, core complex. The record is from RefSeq and is a predicted model, not a curated record. The transcript has 2 exons. Gene Ontology annotation, biological process: DNA-templated transcription.